This is a messenger RNA of Podarcis raffonei (Aeolian wall lizard), 1511 nucleotides long. RefSeq names its product ras-related protein Rab-6B-like. Lineage: Eukaryota; Metazoa; Chordata; Lepidosauria; Squamata; Lacertidae. Bases 57 to 1031 code for a protein of 324 amino acids. Gene Ontology annotation, molecular function: GTPase activity; GTP binding. The transcript has 10 exons. The record is from RefSeq and is a predicted model, not a curated record.
CUUCCAGGCGGCCUGUAUCUCUUCUUUCCCCCUCCUCCCCCUCCCUGCAGCUCAGGAUGAGCUCAUCCCUCUCUCGUCCCUCGGGGAGAGGGGCGGGCGGCCGCGGAGCGGAAGUGACGCCAUCAGGUGUCGCUCCGCUGUUGCCGUGUCUUCUUUCUGGUCGGCGCAGCCCGGUUCUUCCCCUGCCCUUACCUCGCUCCUUCUCCCUGGUACCUGGCUCCUGUUCCGGCCUUCCAUCCUUACACCUAUCCCUCCAGCUCUUCUUCCUCCUUUUCCCCCAGUCCCAGCCCUGCGCCGCUUGCCAUGACGGCGCCUGGAGGAGCCGGCGGCGAGUUCGGCAACCCGCUGCGCAAGUUCAAGUUGGUUUUCCUGGGCGAGCAGAGCGGAGUAAAAGCUGCCAGGAUCCCUCCUCAAGUAAAGAGCUGUUUGGAAAAACAUCCCUGAUCACCAGAUUUAUGUAUGACAGUUUUGACAACACGUACCAGGCAACUAUUGGAAUUGAUUUCCUCUCAAAGACUAUGUAUUUAGAAGAUCGCACGCUAGUUCCAGUUUCUGCUUUACAUAGCUCCCAAGAGGAAGGGCUGCAGGUCCGACUUCAGCUUUGGGACACAGCAGGCCAGGAGCGGUUCCGUAGCCUCAUUCCCAGCUACAUCCGUGACUCAACUAUUGCAGUGGUAGUCUAUGACAUUACAAAUCUGAAUUCCUUCCAGCAAACCUCCAAAUGGAUUGAUGAUGUGCGAACAGAAAGAGGAAGUGAUGUCAUCAUUAUGCUGGUGGGGAAUAAAACUGACCUUGCAGACAAGAGGCAAAUUACUACAGAAGAAGGCGAACAGAGAGCCAAAGAACUGAGUGUGAUGUUCAUUGAGACCAGCGCAAAGACUGGCUAUAAUGUGAAACAGCUCUUCCGCCGUGUGGCUGCUGCCUUACCUGGGAUGGACAGCACUCCAGAGAAAAGCAAAGAUGACAUGAUUGACAUCAAACUAGAGAAACCUCCUGAGCAGCCAGUAACAGAGAGUGGCUGCUCCUGCUAAAGGAUCUGUUGCGUUGCAACCUCUUCCCAACUGCCCAGCCCCAUCUCGCCGAAGAACAUCACUUUUCAUUGACUAGAGAAACUUCGACUUUUUGAGGGCUGAAACCUCAGUCUAAUAAACUAUCGAGCCCCCUGCCCUGUAGACGGCCCCGGCUGCUCCCUCCUACUGCAUGUUGUGAACCCUCAAGUGUGUCCUGUCCCAUGUUGGUUGUUGCACUUUGAGUGCCCUGGCACUCAUCUUCUAGGUUUCCUGUCUCGGGCGUGUUCACCUUUCUGUGUCGUCCUAUGAAUGCAAAGGGGCAGAGCUUUUCUCAAUUUAGGAAAGCAUGGAUAAACCUACAGCAAAGGACCUAGUGGGGCUGGGUCAUCCCUUACUUACUUCCUGUUGCUUUUUAUCCAUCCCCUUUCCAGAGGUUGCUCCUUCAGUUUGCCUGCUGUUGCAGCAUAUAUAUGAGGAUGGGGGAAGCAAUGGGUGUACUCC